AUGCCACCGAAGCAAGACUGGGAAAAGUACAGCAAGUCGGAUAAGGACGAGAGCAACAAUGAGGACACGAUUGUCCCACUGGACGAAGGCGAUAUCCAGCUGCUGCGUACCUAUGGCCAAGGCCCAUACGCGGGCUCGCUGAAGCGAAUGGACACGGAGAUCAAAGACGUCGAGAAGCGCGUCAAUGAAAAGAUGGGCGUGCGCGAGAGCGACACGGGCCUGGCUCCGCCGGAUCUGUGGGAUAUUGCUGCGGACAAGCAGCGCAUGAGUGAAGAGCAGCCGCUGCAAGUUGCGCGCUGCACCAAGAUCAUCCUUGCAGAGCAAGAAGGCGAAGAAGGCGGAGACGGCGCCGCUACUUCGGGGGUCGGCGCGCUCGAUAACGUGCUUGGCGCGCUUGGCGGCAUGGGUGCAUUGGGGUCGCGCUCUGCGGACGACAAGGACAAGUAUUUGAUCAAUGUGAAGCAGAUUGCCAAGUUUGUCGUGGGGCUUGGCGAGCGUGUGGCGCCGACGGAUAUCGAAGAAGGGAUGCGUGUCGGUGUGGACCGCAACAAGUACCAGAUCCAAAUCCCUCUUCCGCCCAAGAUUGAUGCGAGCGUGACGAUGAUGCAGGUCGAGGACAAGCCCGACGUGACGUACAGCGAUGUUGGCGGCUGCAAAGAGCAGAUCGAGAAGCUGCGCGAGGUCGUCGAAGCGCCGCUGCUUGAGCCCGAGCGGUUUGUCAAGCUCGGCAUUGAUCCGCCCAAGGGUGUGUUGCUGUUUGGGCCGCCGGGCACGGGCAAGACAUUGUGCGCGCGUGCCGUUGCAAACCGCACCGACGCCACGUUUAUCCGCGUUAUUGGCUCGGAGCUUGUGCAAAAGUAUGUCGGCGAGGGCGCUCGGAUGGUGCGCGAGCUGUUUGAGCUCGCGCGGACCAAGAAAGCAUGCAUCAUUUUUUUCGACGAGAUCGACGCGAUUGGUGGGAUGCGUUUCGACGACGGCGCCGGAGGCGACAACGAGGUGCAGCGCACCAUGCUGGAGCUAAUCAACCAGCUGGAUGGGUUCGAUUCGCGUGGAAAUAUCAAGGUGCUUAUGGCGACAAACCGCCCAGACACGCUUGAUCCCGCACUCUUACGUCCUGGUCGUCUUGACCGGCGCGUCGAGUUUGGGCUGCCGGACAAUGAGGGCCGCGCGCACAUCCUUCGCAUCCACGCACGUUCCAUGUCUGUGGAACGAAAUAUUCGCUUCGAUCUCAUUGCGCGGCUUUGCCCCAACACGACCGGCGCUGAAAUGCGCAGCGUUGCGACCGAGGCAGGUAUGUUUGCCAUUCGCGCACACCGCAAGGUCGCGACGGAAAAAGACUUUUUGCAGGCUGUGGAAAAGGUUGUGCGCCAGGGCAGCAAAUUCUCCAGCACGUCGCUCUAUGCCCAGUACAACUAG
Malassezia vespertilionis is the source of this 1416-nucleotide messenger RNA. It is a transcript of the gene RPT1, whose product is annotated as 26S proteasome regulatory subunit 7. Gene Ontology annotation, cellular component: proteasome regulatory particle, base subcomplex. Gene Ontology annotation, biological process: proteasome-mediated ubiquitin-dependent protein catabolic process. Gene Ontology annotation, molecular function: ATP hydrolysis activity; proteasome-activating activity; ATP binding. The transcript has a single exon. NCBI's taxonomy places the organism in Eukaryota, Fungi, Basidiomycota, Malasseziomycetes, Malasseziales, Malasseziaceae. Bases 1 to 1416 code for a protein of 471 amino acids. The record is from RefSeq and is a predicted model, not a curated record.